Molecule: messenger RNA, 285 nt
Organism: Loa loa (African eye worm)
Lineage: Eukaryota; Metazoa; Nematoda; Chromadorea; Rhabditida; Onchocercidae
Exons: 2
Biological process (GO): UDP-alpha-D-glucose metabolic process; glycogen metabolic process
Cellular component (GO): cytoplasm
Molecular function (GO): UTP:glucose-1-phosphate uridylyltransferase activity
Source: RefSeq, a predicted model, not a curated record
AUGAACCGUACCUAUGAUGUCAAUGUACCGUUGGUUUUGAUGAAUUCGUUUAAUACGGAUGAAGAUACGAAGAAAUUGUUGAGAAAGUACAAAAAUGUGCAAGUCGAUGUGUACUCCUUCUGUCAGUCCAAAUAUCCGCGAAUAUUAAAGGAAUCACUUAUGCCGAUUGUCAAAAAUGUUUCCGAUAGUGAUCAUGACGAGUGGUACCCGCCCGGUCAUGGUAAUUUCUACGAAGCAUUUUAUAAUUCAGGACUUCUGGACAAGUUUCUUCAGGAUGGGAAACAG